CACAGCGGUGAGAGGCCUGCAUACCAAAAAAAAUAAAAGAAGACGGAGAGAUACCAGCGCUUCCUCUCUCCACCAUGGGAGGACACGGUGAGAAGGCAGCCACUUGCAAGUCAGGAACAGGGUCCUCACCAAGGACAGGGUCUGCUGGCACCUUGAUCUUGGACUUCUAGCCCCCAGAACUGUGAGAAAGAAAUGUCUGCCACCCAGUCUGUGGAGUUUGUUUGGCAGCCCGAGCUGUUGAAUACAGGAGGAUCUAAGAGGUCAGAGAUGAGAACCCGGGCGAGGAGGGGUCUAAAAGAGGUGAGAGAUGUGAGAGGUGACAGGGUGGGUGUGUAAAGGUCUGGCCCAAGCAGUUGCAUGCCCAAAGUGAUGCCAGAGCAGUUUUCCUAUGACAGGCUGAGCAGGUACGGGAAUCCCCACCUGACAGACCAGGAAGCUGAACCGCUCAAAGUUCCUUUCCCAGGUCCCAUGGCUGAUGAAGGGGAUAGUCAGAACAAGACUCCACACUGCCUGGCCCCAACCUAGAAUUUGUUCUCUCCUACUGGAUCUGUCUGUGAGAUAGAUGUGUUUCAAGCCUAGAUUCCAAUCAAAACAUAGCUUGGAAAGUGGUGGUACACCCUGGUCCUUAGGGCUGAGUUCAAACCCUGGCUCUGCUCUUCAUCAGCUGUGUGGUCCCAGUGAGGUGACUUAACCUCCCUGAGCCUCAGUUCCCACACUAGAAAGACUGCCAUGAUAGAAUCUUCUUCACACAGUUGCUAUGAGGAAUAAAUGAGCCAAUGCUUGGAACUGAGAAGUGUUGGGCAUAUAGGAAAUGCUCAACUAGUAAUAGCGGUUACGUCAGUAUCCUCGCUGUGAGGAAACAGGGAAAAACCUAGGGUCUCAGCAUUGGCCAACAGGAAAGUUAAAAGCUUUUGUCUGAACCAGGGUUAACAGGUGUUAGAGGGUUCUCUUCUAAAGCUACAUUAUGUCCACACUCCAACUCUUCUGAGAGAAGUCCUAUCUGGGGAGAGAUGAGAAUAAAAGAAAACCGGGAGAAAAUGAAUAGUGCGUUCAGAUCAUCCGAGUAGGGGCAGAUGCUACCAGGGCCUGGUGAGCAAAUCUCGGUGGCAGAACUAGAUUCAGGAGCUGGACUCACAAGGAGUCUUCUAGUCUAGGGGCUCUCACACUCUUUGACUGCAACCCACAGGAUGGAACACUGCACAUUGCAACUCAGUACAUGUAGAUAUAGAUAUACAGAUAUCAAGGUUUCUCAGUCUCCUCACUGUUGAAAUUUUGAGUUGGAUAAUUCAUCGCUAGGGACUGGGGAGGGGGCUGUCUUGAGAAUUGUAGGAUAUUUAGCAGCAUCCCUGGCCUCUACCCACUUGAUGUCAGUAGCAUUUCCUGCCCCCUUCAGUUGUGACAAUUAAAAUUGUCUCCAGACGUCUCCAAAUGUCUCCUGGGAGACAAAAUUGCCCACAGUUGAAAACCACUAAUGCACACAGAUAUAAGGGACAAAAGUUUCAUAAAAUUUAUCCUUACUUACAAAAUGUACUCUGGUAUUUCUCGUUUUGUAUUAUUAGAUGUCACUUUUUUUAAAGUGCCAAUUGUGGCUCACUAACUUAAUUUCACAGUGCAAGAACCGUAGUAGUUUGAGGAACACUGUUCCAGGCGAGGCUUUCUGCUUAUCCCUGGCCUUCAGAAACUCAGUUGUAACUGUUUUCCAAUUUCAUCUGUCCUUCCCAGAGGGGAACCCUUAUUGAGAAUUGGGAAGAUGUUUGGGUUGGGAAAGUUACAUAUCAUCUUAGGAUCUCUGUCCCACCCUCUGUAAAAUGGAGAUCAAAUGCCUACCUCAAAGGCUUGGGUGGACAGUAAUGAGAUAAUCCCUAGAAUAAGCACUAUCUCUGAGCAACUGCUAUGUGCCGGGCACUGUGCUAGGGGGUUUACAUACACAUUUUCUCAUUUAAUUCUCAUAGCAUUUCUAUGAACAAGGGACUAUGUUUACCAUUACUUUAUAGAUGAGGAAACUGAAGCUUGGAGAAACUAAGAGUGCAGACUUUGGAAGAUGUGGUGGUUUUAAAAUAUUUCUGCAGGUUCUUCUUAUUAAGAGGUGAAGUCUAAUUAUUCACCCCUUGAAUAGAAUGCAGCAGAAGUGACCCCGUGGGACUUCCAAAGUCAUGUAACAUAAUUCAAUCCUCAUGUCUUUCUCUCUUGUGAUGCUUGCCCUUGGAACCCACCUGUCAUUUUAUGAGGAAGCCCAGGCCGCAUGAAGAGGCCACAGUAGAUGUACCUGCCAGCUGAGGUCCCAGCCAACAGCCAGCCUCAACCACCAGACAUGCUCAUAAACAUUUGGCGUUCGGUUUCUGUGUUUUCUGCAACUGCCGGAAGCUACCUUCGCCAUUCCGGGCGGGGGCGCAGUGCACGCCCAGGUGCGCGGGGCUCUCCUGCGGGCGCACGGGGCCGGGCGCCGCCGCCGCCGCGUCUCCAUCUGCGCGCAGCAGAAAUGAAGCCUUCCGGGGCCUCUCCUUGCCGCCCAGAGCCGGCCUUCCUUCCUCUGUACGUGCAGAGACGGGGAAACAGUUCUUUAGACACCGCAGUGAGUGAGACCGCUCCGCUGCCCCUUCCCCUGAGCUGGUGCUGGGAGUGGGGCAAGCUCGGCGCUGAGGAGGACCCGGGCGCCACCUGCCGUCCAACGCGCCUAAGCGACGGGAGUGUGAACGCACCAAGUUGCUUUGCAAUUCCCUGGCCUCCCCAGGAUUCAAGUCAAAGAGACGGAAGUGCACCAAACACCAAGGGAGUGGAUUUACUGAACUUCUUCCCUGUACCCGACAGUGCGUAGUAGCGCGGACUCUUGCCGUAACCCAGGACGGUAACCGUCGCUCUUAUUUAAGCCCGUACAAUGACGUCACACAGCGACAGCAACGCCCUGUCACCCUGAGGUUUUACUACAUUUCCCAGGAUGCUUUGCCAACAGCGACGCUAUUGGUCAGCGCCGACGGAAGAGCAUCUGACUGAGCGGAAGUAGAGGAUCUCAGGCGAAGAAGGUGAGGACGAGAGGAGCUGUGAAGCAAGUUUCAGCUUCACCUCCCUCACUGAUUCAGCAUGGGGGAGAAGUCAGAAAACUGUAGGGUUCCAGAGGAUCUGUUCAAUGGUUUGAAAGUAACAGAGCUCCAGGAAGCAGAGCGUGUUGACCCUCCAGUGUCUAAUGCCAAAGAUCACCAUUCCCAGAGCAAGGUGCUUAGCGAUGUUGAGCCCCAUCCCCAGGAGGACCAAGAAGAAGAGGAGUGCUUUCAUGAUGCAAGUGCCUCAUUUGAGAAGGAAGAGCCAGGAGUGGGCAAGGUUGAGAACAAACCUGAUAAUGAUGUGAAUUCCUCUGAACUAGAUGAAGAAUACCUAAUGGAACUGGAAAAAAACAUGCCAGAUGAAGAGAAAAAGAGAAGGAGAGAAGAGAGCUCUAGACUAAAGGAGGAGGGAAAUGAGCAGUUUAAAAAAGGAGAUUAUAUAGAAGCUGAAAGUACUUACAGUCGAGCCCUUCAGAUGUGUCCAUCCUCCUUCCAGAAAGACAGGUCUAUCCUGUUUUCAAAUAGAGCUGCCGCAAGGAUGAAACAGGACAAGAAAGAGAUGGCCAUCAGUGACUGCAGCAAAGCAAUUCAGUUAAACCCCAGCUAUAUCAGGGCAAUAUUGAGGAGAGCGGAGUUGUACGAGAAGACUGACAAGCUGGAUGAAGCCCUGGAAGACUAUAAAUCCAUACUAGAAAAAGAUCCGUCAGUACAUCAAGCAAGAGAAGCUUGUAUGAGGUUACCUAAGCAAAUUGAGGAACGUAAUGAAAGACUAAAGGAAGAUAUGUUAGGUAAACUAAAAGAUCUUGGGAACUUGGUUCUUCGGCCUUUUGGACUCUCCACAGAGAAUUUCCAGAUCAAACAGGAUUCCUCUACUGGCUCCUACUCCAUCAAUUUUGUUCAAAAUCCAGAUAAUAACAGAUAACAAAGAUAACAAUGGCUUGUAAAGCUGGCUUGGAAAUUGUAUGCUGCCUGUGUUAGCAAGGGGAAAGGCCCUGCCAGUGUUUAACGUUUAACAGCAUCUUAUCUCAAAGACAGGCUAUCUCGUAGAGGCCAGUGCUCCCUUCUCCCCCUUGUUUUAUGAUCAGGGUGAAACGCAGUUCCUGAUGUAAUGAGCCUAAUUUGAUUUCCAUUUUAAGGUGGUGUCUGUGCAGCUGUUGCCUUGGUUCUGGCUGUUCUUUGUUUUGUCCGGGAGAAAGCCUGCUUGUCAAGGCUCACCUCCCCGAGCUCCACAAAAACAAGCCCAGCUGGAGUCUCCCGGGCCGAGCAAACCUGCUGGUUGGAGACUACCCAACCACGAUCGAUGGGGUCCCCACCUGCUGUUCCCUCGCCCCGAUCACACGCACUGCCCAGGCUGCCCUGCGUGGGCUCCAACAUCUCCUAAUUUCUUCUGUGGUAAUAAACGCUUUCUGUGACAGUCUGA
Molecule: messenger RNA, 4458 nt
Organism: Delphinapterus leucas (beluga whale)
Lineage: Eukaryota; Metazoa; Chordata; Mammalia; Artiodactyla; Monodontidae
Gene: TTC1
Product: tetratricopeptide repeat domain 1
Molecular function (GO): protein binding
Source: RefSeq, a predicted model, not a curated record